Molecule: messenger RNA, 2667 nt
Organism: Lodderomyces jiufengensis
Lineage: Eukaryota; Fungi; Ascomycota; Pichiomycetes; Serinales; Debaryomycetaceae
Product: tetratricopeptide repeat-containing protein
Exons: 1
Coding region: 1-2667 (888 amino acids)
Molecular function (GO): protein binding
Source: RefSeq, a predicted model, not a curated record
AUGAGCAAAAUACUAGAUAGUUUACUACAACUCACGCCCAAUGAUUCUCAAUCUAUUCAAAAUGAUCUUCAAAAACUAAUAAAUUCCCCAGAACUCAAAUCAAUUCUUCAAAAUUAUCCAAAUAAUUCAUCAUUAAUAGAAGUUUUAAACUCAUUCGUAACCAAAUUGGUUGAACUAAUAAAAUCCAACGAUGGGGAAGAAGCAUUUAUUAACCUCCAAUCAAUUGCAAUAUCAUUUUUGAAUCAUUUCAUACAAUCAAAUUUUACAGGUCCACCAUUAUCUUUAGAAAGUGGUUCAUUAUUUUUCUCGAAUGUAGAUCAAAAUAAAAUUCAAAAAGAUGCAACAAGAGCAUUAGAUCUUGAAGGCCAACAAGCUUAUGAAUUAAUGCAAGAUCCGCUAUAUUUAAUUGUUUCUGAAUUAAUAUUUGAAAAAUUAUUAGAUACUCCAAAAGAAUUAUCAAUUUUUAGUCAAUUCAAUACUGAAUCAGUUUUAAAACAUGUGGGUACUAUAACACAACAAGUAGAUUCACCUAUAAAAGCAUCUGUAUGUUGGUGGUUUUCAAGAGCAUUACAAGUGCAUUCUUCUGUAUUAUCUGAACCUCCUAGUAUUAUACUGGCAAUGUGUGGAAUUUUGCUAAAUGAUAGAUUAUUAAUUAAUUUAAUACCAUCAGAAGAUCACAACAUCAAAAAAUUAUUAGAAAUUCAAUUUUGUUUAGAACAAGCUAGAGUUCAUAUUCAUGCUAAAACUGAACAUUUAUCAGUAGCACCACUUAUAAAAGCUUAUAGAUUAUCUGGAUUACAAUUAUUAUUAUCUGGUGCAAAAGCCAAAAGAACAAAAUUUCAAAAAUUUUUCGCAUCAAAUUUAAUCGUUUUAGGUAAAAGCUCAAGUGCAACAUUAUAUGAUGAAAAUAUAAAUAACAAUCCAGAAAAAUUUGAAUUGGAUUCUGAUUUACUUUUAGAAAAACCUGAAUUUGAUUCUUUGGAAAAUUUAGAUAUGGAAUUAGAGAAUGCAAGUAAAAAGAUUAAAUUAGAUCCAACAAUUUUAGCUGAUGACCUUGAAAGUGAUAGAUUAUUACCAUUAGCUAUGAGAGUAGAAGAUAUACCCACAGACUUGAAAGAAUUAGAUCCAAAUAAUCAACCACCUUUAAACAAUAUUGAUAUUAUACAAGUUUUGCUAAGAUUAUCAGUUAUAAAACAAACAUCACCUUCAAAUGAUCCAUUAGUUGAAGAAGAACUUUUAGCCUUAGUUGCAAGAAUACUAUAUUCAAACCCCGAGGGAGUGAAUUGGUUACUUUUUUCAAGAGCAUUAUGGGAAAGAUCUAUAUUAGAAACUAGUAAAUCAAGAACUAUAGAAAGAGGGCUCUUACAAAUGACUGCAUUAGUUGAAGAAAUGGGUUUAAAAAUUAAAACAAGAUUAUUGCCACAAGAACAAAUUGAAAAUUUGGAUAGUGUUGCUUCUGAAAGAUUAAAAUUUAUACAUCAAUUACCUUUAUUGCCUCAAUGGGUAAUGGAUACAAAAUUGGCUGAAACUUAUAUGUCUUUGGGACUUAUCAAAUCGGCAAUUGAAAUAUAUGAAAGAUUGGAAUUACAUACCGAAGCUGCUUUAUGUUAUGCAGCUGUUGGAAAAGAAGAAGAAGCUAAAAGCAUUUUAGUUAAAAGAAUCAAAUCAAAUCCAAACGAUGCAAGAAGUAUAUCGAUACUUGGAGAUAUCACUCAAAAUCCGGAAUUAUGGGAAAAAUCAUGGCAAAUUUCUAAAUAUUAUAAAGCCAAAGCUUCACUCAGUAAAUACUAUUACGCUCAAAAGAAUUUAGAAGCUGCUAUAUCAAAUAUGUUUGAUUGUUUAACAGUAAAUCCAUUAAAUUUUGAAAAUUGGUAUUUUUAUGGUUGUUGUGGAUUAGAAGCUGGACAAUUUGAAUUAGCUUCUGAAGCUUUUACAAGAUGUGUUUCUUUAGAUGAUACGAAUUCUUAUUCUUGGUCGAAUUUAGCAAGUGCAUUAUUAAAAUUAGAUAAAAAGAAACCUGCUUUUAAUGCUUUGAAAAAAGCAAUUAGAUGUGGAGGAGAUAAGAAAUCAUGGAGAAUAUUUGAAAAUUAUAUGAAUGUUGCUGCUCAAUUAAAUGAAUGGAAUGAUGUUUUAUUUGCAUAUAAUGAAUUAUUAGAUAUUAAAAAAAAUGAUGGUGAUACAGCAAUUGAUAUUCCAAUACUUGAAAAAUUAACAGAAAUUUUAAUAUCAAGUGAUUAUAGUGAUAAAUUAAAUCAUUUUCAAAGAAGUUGUAUUGAUUUGGUAUGUAAUAAAAUUCCAAGUAUAAUAACAUCAUCAGCACGUUGUUGGAAAAUAGUAGCUAAAGUUGAAUUAUGGAGGAAAAAACCAUGGGCUGCUUUAGAAUGUCAUGAAAAAGCUUAUAGAGUUGUUUUACAUAAUCCUGAAUUGGAAUCAAAUGAAGAAGUUUGGAAUGAAGUAGUUGAAGCUUGUGACGAUUUAGUUAGUGCUUUUGAAUCAUUAGGAGAAUUACCUGGAAAACAUGGAGCUGGAGAUUUAGUUUGUAAAGAUUGGAAAUAUAAAGCAAGAACUACAAUAAGAUCAUUAAUGUCAAAGGGAAAAGAUACAUGGGAAGAUUCACCAGGAUGGGAGAAAUUAUUGCAAUUAAAAGAGGAACUUAGUAAUCACUAA